AUGGAUCCCACCAUGACAGAACACGACUUUCGAUUUCCUCGCCGGCCCCAUCAUCCGGGCCUUCGUGGUGGUGCCGACGACGACGAUGACGAUGGGAGCGCCGCCCACCAGACCCGCGGCCUCGACGCUGCCGCCUCCGAAUUGACCCAGGCCGUUGCCGUCGCCAACAACAAAUUGCUCGGCGGCGCCUUGUUUCCAUCCCUCGAUAACGCCGGCGCCGACUCCUCCGUGUCCAUUGACCAGCUUCACCGCGAUGACCCGCUCGCCGCUCAGGUCUGGAAAUUCUACACCCAGACGAAGCUGCAGCUGCCCAACCAGCAGCGCCUCGAGAACUUCACCUGGCGCUGGAUGGCGCUGAACAUGCGCAAGCAGAAGCAGGAUGAUGAAGCUCGUCAGUUCACGGACCAGCAGACCGGUCGUCCGGCAUCACACAAUGCGCCCAGCGGAAUUGCCCAAUUGCGAAAGACUUCAGAAAUCAAUGCCGCCACCGGCGCGGACGCCAUGAAUCUCGACGAUUUCAUCUAUUCUGAAAAUGUCGCCACCCCUUCGGGUCUCAUGUCCCCGCCGCCGGCUCCCAGGCGUGACGAUGCAUCCCCCGGUGCAACGCCGGCUUCAGGAAUUCCCAUCAAGUCUCGCAAGGGGUCUUCUUCCAACCACUUCGUCCCUCAGUCUGUACCCCAAUACCAACGAACUGGCAAUAACGAAUUCAACUACGUCCAACGACACCAUCGUAAAACCAGUAUUGAUGAGCGUCGUAACCGGAAACGUCCCGCCAACUUCUCACCGCAUGUGCUCGCAGUCAAUAGCAGCAUAUCAGGCGGAGCCUCCAAUCUGGAAGCUGAUUCUGAGUUUCAGGGAUAUUCACUCAACAAUACUAAUUCAGUUACGAUGCAGCAGCUCACACAAGGCGGCAAUUCCGCAGUUCCUUUUGGUCUCGAUACCUUCAUGGACAACGACGCAGUCAUGAACCAGGCGGCACAAUUUCAACAAAAUUUUUCAUUUUCUCCCUCCAGUUCCCCAAUGAUACCCCAUGGUCCUUACUCCAACAUGUAUAAUACUAGCUCUUCGGUUCCGAAUUCGUCUCUCAACAAUGCUGACCUAUAUUCGCCAACCGAAUCGGCCUAUCAAUCAACCGUCUCCACCCCUCUGGCCUUGCCCGACAAUGAUGGCUUGUAUUUUGGUUCUCAGGACAAUCGUCAGCAGCAGCAGUCUCAAAACAUGCGACAGCAAACUGUUCAAAAUAUGGCCAACAUUGGCCACAACCAACAGUUCAUGUAUGACAGUUCCCAUAACGGGAACCAGAUAUAUUCUGCCCCUGAUACAGAGUCCGGGCCACUGUCCGCCUUUAGUACUGCUCCAAGCUCCUAUAGUCACAUUGACCCGAACCAUGUAUUCCAGGCCGACAGCCAGGUCGCAUCGCCCUCUGUGGCCAUGAGACCAGAGAACAUGUUCUCAUUUGGCGCAGACUCCGAUGAUGAGGACGGCGGUAAUGGUAUGCAAGGGCAGAACAUGCAAAUCCAUGGUGAUUUUUCAUCGUCCAUGGAUGACGUAGGACCCAUGGGGUGGGACGCCUCUCUUCCAGGACAGUUUAGCACACAGGCUGCUCGGUUCCCCGGCGGGCCACCGCGCAAGCAAGUCAUGAUUGGUGGUACAACGACUGACUAUGUUGAACACAAUGGCGAGUGGGAGAACUCUGGGUUAGAACGGUCGCAGUCCUUCAAGGCCGGCAGUGACAAGAUGCAGCAAAGACUUCCUCGGACAGCAUCAACCCCGUCGCACAUGGGUGCCAAGCACAGUGGCUUCGAGCAAGUUGCCCAGAGCUUACCUACGUCCCCGGGUGACGCUGCGCCUGGUUCCAUGUCAGGCUUCUCUUCUGCUGCUCCGAGUCGCCCGUCUUCUCCUCCCGGCUCCAAACAUGGCUCAUCAGCCAACUUGCAGGUUGCUGGCGGCAGCCAGAACGAUGGUGGUGCGCCAACAACUUGCACUAACUGCUUCACACAGACGACUCCUCUAUGGAGACGAAAUCCCGAGGGCCAACCUCUCUGCAAUGCUUGCGGGUUAUUCCUCAAGCUUCACGGAGUCGUUCGACCCCUGAGUUUGAAAACCGAUGUUAUCAAGAAGAGAAACAGAGGUUCGGGGCCCAAUGGAUCUGGCGGCAGCGUGAGGUCAAGGAAGAACCCGGCCGGCUCAACAGCCGCAUCUCGCAAAAGCUCAACCUUGUCCAUGGCAACCGUGUCUGCAAGUAGCACCAAUCUCAAUACCACCGCCAACGCCAACAGCAGCAGCACCUCGCCUCCUGGCGGCCGAAGCGUCCUGCCCAAGGACAGCGAAAGCCCUGUAGCUACAAGCGUGGGCUCUGGUCCUAACACGGCCGGCAGCACUCCAAACAGCCAUUACGGUAACAUGGGCAAUACCGCUGCUGCGGGCGGCAAAGGUGUUGUUCCCAUUGCUGCAGCUCCCCCCAAAGCAACCCCGGGGCCCGGGGCCUCGUCGUCCUCGCGGUCUGGACAGGCGUCGGCUUCAUCCAAACGACAACGCAGGCAUAGCAAGAGCGUCGGGACUGAAGCUACUUCGGGUAUGGAAAUUGACAGCCCCACUGAAACAUCGUCACCCGGCGACUUGUCACGAUCCAUUGGCCAUCCUCCAAGCAUGUCCUCCAUUUCCAGCACCAUGCUCUCGGGCAGCUUCGGGAUGGUGCCUCAAAGAAACCCCAUGGCUCACGGCGGCAUGAUUCAAAUGAACCACCAUCAACCUGGUGCUGCUCAGCAUAGCGCGGGGGGCCCUGCGACGGGACCCCAGGAGUGGGAAUGGCUAACAAUGAGCCUUUAA
Molecule: messenger RNA, 2829 nt
Organism: Metarhizium brunneum ARSEF 3297
Lineage: Eukaryota; Fungi; Ascomycota; Sordariomycetes; Hypocreales; Clavicipitaceae
Source: RefSeq, a predicted model, not a curated record